Anisakis simplex (herring worm) is the source of this 1233-nucleotide messenger RNA. NCBI's taxonomy places the organism in Eukaryota, Metazoa, Nematoda, Chromadorea, Rhabditida, Anisakidae. The record is from the annotation of a GenBank genome assembly.
GCAAAAGUUUUAGCUGAAAUGGCUCGAGUGCAUUCCGUUGGUGAUUGUAUCGCAGUUACGGCUAAAACGAAAUUGAGAAUAUUCACGUUUGAAAUUAAUAAUUCAGUGUUGAAUUUGAAACUUGUGAAAUUGGUCGAUGUCGACGUAUCAUUUGAACAAUUAUCUAAAUCAUCAACUAAAGAUGAUAAAUUGCCAACUGAUAACGGCAGUGAUAAGGGUGAUAGUAACAAUCAGACCGGAUGUGACACUGUAUCAUCGUCGUCGAAUCGAACUGCCGAUAUCACUGCAAAUAAAACCAACAAAAAUCCGCACCGUGAAAUUGACAAACAGGUUUGCAAUAAAUUUUUCCAUAUAUUAUCAAGUUCGUUCUCAGAUGAUGGCCGUUUGAUUGCAUUAGUGACGUCGAUGAAAACAUGUCUUGUUUAUGAACGGCAAACCGAUUGGAGCAAAUCGCAGUGUAUUGCUGCGUAUCAUCUACCGAAGGCACCGUCCGCGGUUAUAUUCGAUGCCAAGCGAGAAUAUGUGAUCGUUUCGGAUCGUGCCGGUUAUGUGUGCAGAUAUAAACUAGACUCUAGCGGUGAUAUGCACUCUGCUUCCACGAACACUAAUGCUGCUGACCCUUCAAAUGGCAUUCCGCAGCCUGGCUCAAGCUCAUUGCCGUUGAUGAGUUUGACAUUGGAUUGGUAUCUGCUGAAUUUGUUCAAAUUAAUUUUAUUCGAAUUUAUUUUAUGUGGUGAUGGUACAGUUCGAGUGUGGAAUAUUGAAACUGGUGAAACGGAAGCAGUCUAUGAUGAAUUCGAUAAAAAACCCAUCAGCUUGAUGCGGAAAUGUGAUCCAGGAUCCGAGCACCCAACGGAUGAGAUCACUUUGGCAGUUGUGCUCAAAGAAAGUGCGAUCGUAAAUGUUUUGGCAUUCAAUGUCGAGAAAUUAUCGUUUCGUAAAUUAUGUGAACUGAACGCAGCAUCGAAUAUUGUCGAUGUAGCUUUUUGUAAAGAAAAUUGUAUUGUUGCCUUAAGCAAUGAUUCGGUUCUGUUUGGAGAAAUUCGAUCGGGAGGAGGAAGAUUAGAAGUGGUGCAAGGAACUGAUGAAUAUCUAGUGAACGAUCUGAAAGAAGCUCGAGAUGGUUUACCGUGUUUGGAAAAGAAAAUCGGAUUCGAUAAUAUGAGUGAAUAUCGACAGAGAAAACUUGAAAGAAUUCAGAACAGGAAGCGAAAAGCUGAAAAAGUCGAGUAG